AUGCAUAAUAACCCCGCAAUAUUAACAUUACCAGGUUCAGCUGUAGCCAUGAUAGGGGCUAAUUUGCGGUUCGGCAUCGGUGCAUCUGGUAAUGUAACAUCCAAUGCGACAAAAGUAUUCCAGUGUCAUCCCGGAGGAGUGACCGAAGCAACUGUAAUAUUCAGUCUCGGAGCACUCGGAAUGGGCGCCAAUAUAAUACUUAUGGCUCUGAUACUUACCAAGCGUCAGCUUAGGAGGUGGUCACAGGGAUUAUUAUUCCAUCAAGCAAUGGUGGAUUGUGCUAGAGCGGCGAUAUUAUUGCCACUUGGAUCAAGUAUUUUGAAUUGUCAGCCUGUCAACAAGUGUUCAUUAGUUGAAACAGCAUUUUUAUUGCUCGUCACUGUUUCAACAGUCAACAUGCUUACGACUGUUCUCAAUGACAGUCCAGUUUUUCCGGAAAGCGACGAAGAAGCUGAUUUAACAGCUCCGCUUCUCAUGGAUUCUCCGCAGUGUGUACUUUUUGGUACUUUUAUGAUAUGGUUUGCUAGUAUCACAAUAAACCUUGGUCCAACUUUUCUGAGUGGUGCACUUGCUGCUAACACGGAAACUAGUCAUAAUGCACCGAGCUGCCCACUGGUACACGGCCCAUUCCGACAUUAUAUUUUAAAUGUUCUCUGGAUUGCUAUAAAUAUUAUAUGCGUCGCACUAACAUUAUUUCAUCUGAGAAAAUUGCACAGAGAUCUGACAAAAGCCAAUGUUGAAGCCGUUCGGGUCGCCGGUCUUGUCACGACACUCGUCAAUGUCACAGGCGGUCACGGUGGAACGAACGGAGUCGCAGACGGUGGAACCGCAGAUCAGAGAAAUGGCACAACUCCAAAGAGAGGUGGUGCAUUAGAGGAGCAUCGGAAAAUGAGAAAUUAUCUAAGGCGAAUGGAACGUGAAGGAGUUCAAAGAGUCAAAAUGUUCUUAGUUAUAACAGCAGCAUACGUUAUUUUUUGGGGUCCUUUAUUUUUUGUGACUCUAGUACAUCACCCGGUGAUUGGAAACACAACUGGAUAUGAAGUCACGCUACACAUUGCCUACAUUCAUGCUUUUGUCAACCCCGCUUUGUUUCUAACUCUUCACCGAGGACUUCGCCAGGGUAUUUCGGACGUAUGCUGCGGUUGCUGUGAAAGUUUUGCACGAUGGAUUUUAGGAUCGGCAAUGAACACACCAAUACAAUCAGUACAACCACCAAGGUAUGAAGGACCAUUGAGUGUUCCAUCACCCCUGAAUCCACUACCACCCCCGCCACCACCGAUAUCAGCCACUGCUGCUGCAUCUUUGGAUUUGAGCGAUGUUGCUCUUUUGAAACCUCCAUUGCCUCCAGCAGCUAAAUAUCUUCCGCAAGAUGAGCCAAUUACGAUAUCACCUGACCCAUGGAGUGUUGUAAUACCUCGACCCAAAAGCAUUGUGAGCUUAUAUGAAGAAAAAUUAUCUAGAAGACCCAGCUUGGUACUUCCAGUUAUGAACGACAUGACAACGGCAAUUAGUCCGACAAGUAGUGAUUUACCGAGUGAUUAA
Molecule: messenger RNA, 1542 nt
Organism: Cotesia congregata
Lineage: Eukaryota; Metazoa; Arthropoda; Insecta; Hymenoptera; Braconidae
Source: the annotation of a GenBank genome assembly